AUGGCCAACUGCCCAAUUUCAUCAGCGACGUCCAAACUUAACGCCACUGGUAACAGUAGUUUAGACUUCGGAAAGCUUCUCCCACAGCCUACAGGUAUCGAUUUCUUCAGGGCGUUUUUAGAUCAGUUACCACCAGGUUUCGAUAUAACAAAAAUUUUGGGCAACAGCACACAAUCGACGCAGGGUUUCCUGGAAUUUCUGGGUCAGUUUGACUGCUUCAUUCGCGUCAUUGCUAAUAUAAAUAGGGCGCGAAAUGGUAGCUGUCCCCCCCAAGAAGUCAUUCAGAGUUUGAUAGAACAUUUUCGUAUUCCGUAUUCCGAGGGUGAUGUGCAAAAAUCUAUCCAAAAUUUGUUGAAAACAAUAAGUGGAAGACUUAAUGGAAAUGGUUCUGGUGCAGGGGAUUUGUCAAGCUUGAACUUCUCGGAUCUUCUUCCAGGCAUUGCAAAUUCAACUACUAUUCAAAACGCGCUUACAAACAGGACUGCAAAUCAAGGCUUUGCUAUCUUCAAUAUUAUAAGUAUUUUAAGUUCGUUAUCGGGGACAAUACCUGCUGACAACUCUCUUCCUAAUUUUCUUGGACAGUUAUUUUCUUUAUUCGGAACAACCAACGAUACAUCUGUCUUAACCAACCUAAUUCCUCGCUAUUCUGAUUCUCGAUUUGGUUCUGUUGAAAAUAUCGUUACCGGCUUUAUCAAAAUAUUUACCACGGCAAUUCAGGUUGGUGCCGAAAUAGCUGCAUUCUUUAUCACUUUUCCGAUAAGAUUUAUCUUGCUACCUUUCCUUGCUGCGGUAUCAGAUUUCUUUAGAGGAUUAUGUCUCCCAGAUUUGCUCCGAUCUCAAAACAUCAUUGACUUCUUCUUCCGAGGAUUGAAUGUUUUUAUCAGAGUCCCUAUUAGUAUGUUUUCGGCUUUCAUAAAAGGUAUUACGACAGCUUUAGAAGGUGUUGGAGAGCUGGGAGGAAUUCUUGAAGGUCUGGUUAAUAUAGGUGGAAGUAGAACCGGGGGAUGUUCGUCAAUUAUAGGAAAUUUGGCGGAUAGAGAACAUGUUCAUGCUAGACACUCGCAUCAUGAGCGCCACCAUUCAGGUAAAGGCAAGAAACACGGAAAUAAAGAAAAGAAACACGAGGUUAAAGAAAAAACACACGAACUCCACUAUAAGAAGAGAGAAGUGAAAGAGAAGCGGGCUGGAGUAAGAGAGAGGAAGGUUGAGCAUAAGAAGCGCGAACUUCAUCAUAAUUGAAUAUAAUUUUGUUCUUGUUUACCAGACUCCAAAUGGUC
Zophobas morio is the source of this 1277-nucleotide messenger RNA. RefSeq lists its product as uncharacterized. The transcript has 3 exons. The record is from RefSeq and is a predicted model, not a curated record. Lineage: Eukaryota; Metazoa; Arthropoda; Insecta; Coleoptera; Tenebrionidae. The coding region runs from base 1 to 1239 and encodes 412 amino acids.